Staurois parvus is the source of this 302-nucleotide messenger RNA. Lineage: Eukaryota; Metazoa; Chordata; Amphibia; Anura; Ranidae. The record is from the annotation of a GenBank genome assembly.
UACUGUGGGAGACCAGAUAUAGUGAACUGUAGCCUCCCUGGAGGUAUUCCCGAGUGUAGCUCGGGGUAAAGUUUCAGUACUAAGCGGUAACCCCAAGCUACACUCGGGCUUACCAUGCGGCGCUGCUCUGGGAUCUGUUCUUCUUUUACCUUGUCCUGCGCUCCUGCGAUGUCCCUCCUGCAGCGUCCCCGGCCAUGUUCUCCGGCAGAUGCCGGCUUCUGUCUUCUGGGUUCCGUCUCCUGCGAGCGUCGGGACGUACGGGGGAUGGAACUGGCGGGAAAUUAGAAAAUGACAAAAAGUGA